This is a messenger RNA of Alnus glutinosa, 2218 nucleotides long. Its product is annotated as protein WHAT'S THIS FACTOR 1 homolog, chloroplastic. Gene Ontology annotation, molecular function: RNA binding. The record is from RefSeq and is a predicted model, not a curated record. Lineage: Eukaryota; Viridiplantae; Streptophyta; Magnoliopsida; Fagales; Betulaceae. The transcript is spliced from 4 exons. The coding region runs from base 307 to 1692 and encodes 461 amino acids.
AGCUGUUUUGUCUAUCCGCAGCUCUUUUCCUUUCGGUUCCCGCAGGUUCAAAUUUGGGACACCCAAUGCACCUGUUGGUGGUGUCUGUUGUAAUUGCAUCUGCAUGUACAACACAACGCACGCACUUUGUCAUCAUCCAUCGUCCAAGCAGGGAAGACCUUCUCACAUCUUUGACACAUUGAUGGCAUUCCGCUUCCUUUAAGCACCAUUUACCACAACGCUCUCGAUUCUCAUUUUGGCUGGCAUUUUCACAAACACCUUAGGGUCACUACUCAUUCGCUUAAAACGGCAGCAUUUGACGCAUUGAUGGCCACCGCCCGAAUUGUUAAACUCGCUGCAGCUUUUCAGAUGAAUAACCCACUUUUCUGCUUGGACAAGUCCCCGUAUUUGUCGGUGAGAAUCAUCAAUUGGUGGUCAAAGAAUCAGCAUCGAUUUAUGACCAGCAGUAAGCGUGUACAAGACCGAAGCAAGAACAAACGGGUGCACGAUCUGGAAAUCGCAACCGAGAAGUUGAAGAUAGCAAGCAAGGUCCUCUUUUUGAUGGAGAUUCUAAAGAAAGAGCCCGAGAUGAUUAUCCUGCUGCGCUCACUGGACCAGUACCGGAGGCAGAUCAACCUCCCAAAGCCCCACAAGAUCUCCGACUUCGUUCGCAAAGUGCCGAAACUCUUUGAACUCUACAAGGACCGGAACGGCGUGUUAUGGUUCGGAAUGACGAAGCAGGGCGAGGACUUGGUCGAAGAGGAGGAGAGAAUAAUCGAGGAGCACCAAGACAAGGCCGCCGAGCAUGUCACGAGGUUUCUAAUGAUGUCCGUGGAUAAACGUCUUCGUUUAGACAAGAUUGCGCAUUUCAGAAGAGACUUUGGCUUGCCAAUUGAUUUUCGGACCAACUGGGCGCACAAGUAUCCUCAGUUGUUCAGGGUAAUCAAGUGUAAUGAUGACGAUGAGAAUGAGUAUUUGGAACUUGUUUCCUGGAACCCUUCCUGGGCUAUUACUGAGCUGGAGAAGAAGGCAAUGGCGGUGAGUGCGAGUGAGGUUAAUAAUAACGCUCAUACUCCGGGACUGCUUUCGCUUCCUUUUCCUUUGAAAUUCCCUACCAAUUACAAGAAAGUGUAUAGAUAUGGAGGAAAGAUUGAGCACUUUCAGAAGAGGUCUUAUUUGUCCCCAUACGCGGAUGCUCGGGGACUUAAACCCGGCUCCCUAGAGUUUGACAAGAGAGCCGUUGCCGUUAUGCACGAGCUGCUAAGCUUCACUAUUGAGAAGAGACUGGUGACUGAUCAUCUUACGCAUUUUCGCCAGGAACUUGUGAUGCCCCAGAAGCUGAUGAGGCUUCUUUUGAAGCAUUUUGGGAUUUUCUAUGUCUCAGAGAGGGGGAAGAGGUUUAGUGUCUUCUUGACAGAAGCUUAUGAAGGUUCGGAGCUCAUUGAGAAAGGGCCGUUGGUGCUUUGGAAGGAAAAGGUCCAGGGUCUUAUUGGUUACAGGGGAAGGAAGAAGAAGAUUGAAACUUUUAGUGACAUGUCAGACGUGGAACAUGAUGAUCAGUUCGAGAAUGAUUCUGAGACUGAAAACAUUGUUAUGCAAUCUGAGCUAGAGGAUACGGUCGGCGGUUUGCAGGAGGAUGCUUUGCUUAGAGACAAUGAUGAGAUGGAGAUUGGAGAGGUUUGCAGUGCAUACGAGGAUACUGAAGCAUCUUGAGAUUUUCCGCAUGUUCUUUCAAAUUUCUUCCUCUAUGGUACUGGAGGAAAGCAAUGGAGACCAACAAAUUGACGUUAAGAAUCAGAGUUGCGGGAAAAUGCUGUCUUUGAUUUCCAAAACACAAACAGUCGAUCAAUGAAUUCAUUUGAAGCCCAGUGAUUGGGCAAACAGCUUCUGCCAAUUCUACCUUGUGAUUUUACCAUUGCAUCUAAAUAUGUUGAUCGGCAAAGAAGGGCUUCUCAUUUAAAGUUCAGUACCAAAACCUCCUUGCAAGUCGAAUCAAGCUAUUUGGGUGGUAUUUCCAGUCACGUUGCAGUUGGUCAUCUCAGUCCAAGGUGGCUGCUAAGGUGCAAUUUUCCCGUCUUAUAUAAUAUCAUUUACCAGUUAAUUAGUUAUAAAAAAACUAACGAAGAUUUUCUACUGCUACUCAGAGUGGAAGUCGUCAACAGCUUCCAACAUAGAAAAUUUUCUUCUCUCCCCACCUAAAAAAUCUAUAAUGGUUAGGUGUAUCCCUUUCAAGGAUAAA